AUGGCUUUUCCAGCUCAGAGUUUCCUCUUCCAGCCUUCGGUCUCUCUGGCUCUGCGCUCCUCUUCCUCCCCCUCCUCUUCCUCUUCUUCCUUCAGCUCUAGGUUCAUCCCAGGUUGCAGGUCAGUGGAGCUGGACCGCUCCUGCUCCUCCUCCUCCUGUCGCUCGGCUUUUGCUCCUUACUUCAGUUCAGCUCCGUCCUCUGCGGGGUUUAAGGCUCAGCUGCGGCUCGGUGGAGAACCAAGGAGUUUUGAGGGUCCAGGCUUCGGCCCCUCCUCCUCCUACUCUUCCUCCCCCUCCUCUGGUUCUUUAGAGUUCCACCCGUUGGGGGCCCUGGCGCCGUACCCGUACGGAGACCCCACCUACAGGAAGAACGCCACACGAGACGCUACGGCCACGCUCAAGGUCUGGCUGAACGAGCACCGGAAGAAUCCGUAUCCAACCAAAGGAGAGAAGAUCAUGUUGGCCAUCGUCACCAAGAUGAGCCUCACACAGGUGUCGACCUGGUUCGCCAACGCUCGCCGUCGACUGAAGAAGGAGAACAAGUUGACAUGGACUCCCAGGAACCGCAGUGAAGACGAGGAUGAGGAGGACGUUGAUCUGGGGAGACAUGAGGACGAUGAUGUCACGAUGAAGAUGAGAACUGAUGAGACGGAGACGGCUGACCUUCCUCUAUCCUCAGUGGGGCGCUGUCAUCCUCUGACCUGCAGAGACGGCAGCACUGACGUUGUCCUCAAACAUCCAGACUUCACUGAGUCUCUGGACCGAGGACCGCCCCCCAUCACAGGCCCAGCCCCCACUGGCAGCUCUCCUCAACACACCACACCUCGGACGCUGAGACCCCCGGAGCCGGACCCUACUUCCAGUCCACCGUCUGAGGACCUCAGAGGUCCUGGUGGCUCCGUCCAGGGUCCAGUCUCCAAACCCAGACUCUGGUCUCUGGCUGAACUGGCCGCCUCCUCAGACAAAACCCCAGGAUCUGGUGACUCCUCUCAGAGGCCCACACCCCCCUUCAUACCCCGGACCCUGUUCCCCCACAGCGCCCCCCUGCCCCCACAUUUCUACUACACCUCUGCUCUUGUCCCAGGAUAUUCUAACUUUGCCCCCUCAGUCUCCCCGCUCCCCCCGGGGCCACAUCUGACCGGAUUAGAGCAGACGAUGCUGCAGCGGCCAGAGGUCACGUUGGGAGACGAUAAAGUGAGGAGUCAGUGGGAGGUGCAGGAGCUGAAGACAGGGAUGAACGACGUCUAAAGACUGGACUUAAAGGUAGAACCAAGUCUUAAAAAAAAAAGAACCGGUCCUUAACAGAAACACUUACAGGCUCUGAUUGGUCGACUGACCUGUCAGUUACCUUCAUGUCUGUAUCACCUGAAUUAGACGCUGACGUCACCGUAAACACACAGACAAUGGCGACGUGACUCUGUCCAAUCAGACGCCUCGGACAGUCACGUGAUCCUCUGCCUCACAAACAUAGGCUGCACUUGUUUUCCUCAGUGUUUUGGACUGAAGUUCCUCCUGAUAUGGUGGUCUUCUGACCAUAGGUGUGAAUGUGUGUGAAUGACUGUUUGUCCUGAUACCUGACCCUGUGAUGGGCACGGUGUAACUCUGCCCUCACCUGGUGACUGCUGGGAUUGUCCCAGGCCCAGUUCAGAGACUGAAAAGAUCGACAGUUUGUGUUGAUUCUUCAGGUUUUUCUAUGUCAACAUGAAAAGAAUGAUUAAAAGUUACAGACAGAAGCUGUCCUUCUGUCCACUGUCCUCUCUGUCC
This is a messenger RNA of Cynoglossus semilaevis (tongue sole), 1764 nucleotides long. Its product is annotated as iroquois-class homeodomain protein IRX-5-like. Bases 1 to 1248 code for a protein of 415 amino acids. Gene Ontology annotation, cellular component: nucleus. NCBI's taxonomy places the organism in Eukaryota, Metazoa, Chordata, Actinopteri, Pleuronectiformes, Cynoglossidae. Gene Ontology annotation, molecular function: RNA polymerase II cis-regulatory region sequence-specific DNA binding; DNA-binding transcription factor activity, RNA polymerase II-specific. Gene Ontology annotation, biological process: neuron differentiation; regulation of transcription by RNA polymerase II; cell development. The record is from RefSeq and is a predicted model, not a curated record. The transcript is spliced from 4 exons.